Molecule: messenger RNA, 1972 nt
Organism: Radiomyces spectabilis
Lineage: Eukaryota; Fungi; Mucoromycota; Mucoromycetes; Mucorales; Radiomycetaceae
Exons: 3
Coding region: 160-1854 (564 amino acids)
Source: RefSeq, a predicted model, not a curated record
CAAGUUUCUAAAAGUUGCGGAAAUAACCGCACGCGACUUUUUAUAACUGGUCCGGCGUGUUUUUCCAGCUGGAUCGAAAAAAAAAAAAUUGAAAGGGCCAUUCCACAUUCAUCCGUUCUCACCAACCCACAGGUUUUUCUUCCAGUUCUUGCCAAUUCUAUGAAUCGCAACAGUACAUUAGGAUCGUGGCUAUCCGGUGGCGCAAGGACAAAAAGUAGAACAAAAAGAAAGCCAAGUUCGGUUCAAUCACAUUCUCAAUGGGCGAACCACUCGGAGAAUGUCGCACCCAAUGAUCACGAUCACGAUCACGAUCGCGAACUGCAGUACGCCUUGGCAUUAAGUCAACAAGAAGCGAAACGACAGCACGAGCAGGAACUCGAGCUACUUCGCCAUUACGAGAAACAGGCCAAAUCACGUCAACAUCGCACGCAUGCACCGCUGGGCGAUCGUACCAAUCGAUCAUUACCAACAACGCAUGAUGCUGUAAUACCGGUGAAAGAAGAACAUGUAAUUCCUGUGAUUUUCAAUUCAGAGGAAAAACCUUCAGUGCGUGCGAACGACAAUGUUAAAUCUGAGCAACAACGAGCACCGCACCCUGUAAAUAAUGAAGAAGGCUUCGAAAUAGACGAUUUAUCUGCUUGGAUCGAGGCAGAAGCCAAUAGCCGUCCCAGCGAGUUGGACCAAAGCCCAAAGCGACCUUCUCGAUCCAGCCUGUUGGAUGACGAUAUAUUCCAAUCAAGUCCAAUGCGACCCCUCUUCUUUGAAGAAACGGAGGGCAGUCCCCUUCACCACGAUAUCACCAUUCCUGCGUCCUCAGAUACAUUAAAUACCCCUCGUCUACCAAGUGAACAAGGCGAACCGCUCUUACAGUCCAGUCCGGUGGCACCUUUAUUUUUUGAAAGUGUGUUCGACGAUGACAGUCAUGAAAGACAGACAUUCAGCCCCACAACACAAGAAGAUGAACAAAACCAAUGGCAAAGUAAACGGCGGAAAUUCCGUGAUAUUGGCUCGUCAUCUUCGAGCGAUGAUGAUGAAGCCCUGGAUCUGGAUCAAUUUGUCGAGAAAUUACUGUCACGUCGUCAAAUAUACCCACCUCGCAUACCAAGGAACCCUCCGAGGUCCGCACAGUUGAAGGAAUGCCCCAUUUGUUCCUGUCGAUUCCCAGAGAAUAGAAUUAUAUUACAUGCCGCCAAUUGUAUAGGAGCUUCUCCAGACAAGCAAGGCGACGAAGCUUCAAUUUCGGAUCGAUUAUUACUGGAGAAACACCUUCAUCGUAACAAUCAAUCUCAAUCUCCCGUGGAUGAUGAUACCACUUUGCCACUCGAAAAAGAAAACCCAUUGUCGCAUGAUGCAGCUCACAAAAAGAACCAAAUGGAUCAUGACAGCGUAGCGCAUAUACCGGGAGAGAAUGAUCCGUUUACUACAUCAGACAACGAAGCAGGUGACGAUGUGGAGCAAGUGGAUAUGUGUACCAUUUGCGGAGAAUGGAUUGCAACUGAAGCGCUAGAGAAGCAUAUGAACGAUGAACUGGAAGAAUUGGAUCGAAGGAAGGCUGAGGCUUUGCAAGAUCGGGAUCGGUGUACUGGCGGGGAUUUAAACGAGGGCUCGGCCUAUUCCACGGAUCACAAUAGUCAGCCGUCCUCUUCCACGCUGCACAUACCAAGGAAAUCCAUGGCGACAGGUGUAGCACGUCAUGAAGCUUCUAGAAUGAGACACUGUACAAAUCGAGUGGGUAGUACGAACCACUACGCGACAAACGACGAGGUGCUGGAGGAUACAUUUGAUGCCGCAGGCUUUGGAGGCGAAGCGUGUGGCUUAAACUGGGAAUCCGUAGGCCAAUCUCAUUACGGUUAAGCACCUCUUUAACAAAGUUUGUACAAUAAGCCUUUGUACAACGUUGAUAUAAAAAUAGGUUCAACUACUGAAUUUGAUUGAGCCCGCUGCCUUUUUUUUUUUGUUGGUGUCUGGUCAG